AUGAAAUUCUACGCGGUUUCUGCCCUGGUCACUCUGGGCGCCUUGACCGGCGUGGCUGCUUCGCCAGCCAAUGUGGUCUACCGACACCCAUGGAUUGUCGAGAGAGGUGACCACGAGCCUCCUCAUACUCCCCCGGAGCAUCAUACUCCUACUUGGUGGCGUCCUCCUCCACCUCACACCAAGCCUCCUCACUCGACCUUGCCCCCGACUCUGCCGCCGGUGACCACUACUCCGUGCGAGACGGACAGCGAGACGGAGCCUCCGGUGCCUACCACUACUACUCCUUGUGAGACGGAGACGGAGACUGAGCCUCCUGUCCCAACUACAACUACUCCGUGUGAGACUGAGACCGAGACCGAACCACCGGUGCCUACCACCACGCCGUGUGAGACGGAUACUACUACUGAACCUCCGGUCCCGACUACCACAACUCCAUGCGAGACGGAGACAGAAACGGAGCCUCCUGUGCCAACCACUACUACUCCAUGUGAAACCGAUACUACGACUGAGCCACCGGUUCCUUCUACCACGACUCCUUGCGAGACUGACACUACCACCGAGCCGCCAGUUCCUACCACAACCACUCCAUGCGAGACGGAGACUGAGCCCCCUGUCCCGACUACCACAACGCCCUGUGAGACGGAGACUGAGCCGCCAGUUCCCACUACUACGACGCCAUGUGAGACUGAAACGGAACCCCCGGUGCCAACUACCACAACUCCAUGUGAGACUGAAACUCCCACUGAGCCGCCGGUUACCACGACCACUCCGUGUGAGACGGAGACUGAGCCGCCUGUCCCUACCACUACUACUCCAUGCGAGACGGAGACCCCUACUGAGCCUCCUACUCCCACUACCCCCUGUGAAACUGAGACGGAGACCAAGCCUCCAGUCCAUCCGACUGAGCCUCCUGUCACGACUACGCCUUGCGAGACGGAGACUGUCCCUCCCACCAACCCUCCCGUGGAGACCACUACACCUUGCGAGACGGAGACUGUCCCUCCCACCGAGCCUCCUACUCCUACUACUCCCUGUGAGACUGAGACCGAAACCAAGCCCCCGGUCCCUCCAACUGAGCCCCCGGUGCCCCCAACUACCACUCCUUGCGAGACUGAGACUGUCCCUCCCACCAACCCUCCCGUGGAAACCACUACUCCAUGUGAGACAGAGACCGUGACUCCUCCACCAGAGACUCACACCCCUCCUCCUCCUCCCCCUCCUCCUCCUCACACCGAGACCGAGACUCUUCCUCCCCCAGAGACCCAUACUCCUCCUCCUCAGACCGAGUCUCCCCCUCCCCCUCCUCCGACUCAACCUAUUCCCAUCACCACCCCCGGAACCACCGCCGUGCCCCCAGUCCCGGGAACUACGCUGUCGACCUCCACCAAGCCGACUGGCGAGUCUCCGCACGAGCCAUCCAAGACCGAGCCCGUCUCCCCCCCUCCCGAGGCUACGACCUCGACCUCUACUACUACGCAGCCUACGGCACCCAUCUUCACUGGUGCGGCGGCCCUCAAGAGCGUCGAGUCCACUUUCGCGGGUGUGAUGGCUCUGGGUGCGAUCAUGAUUAUGAUGUAG
Aspergillus affinis is the source of this 1578-nucleotide messenger RNA. RefSeq lists its product as uncharacterized. The coding region runs from base 1 to 1578 and encodes 525 amino acids. The record is from RefSeq and is a predicted model, not a curated record. The transcript has a single exon. NCBI's taxonomy places the organism in Eukaryota, Fungi, Ascomycota, Eurotiomycetes, Eurotiales, Aspergillaceae.